GCUCGCGAGCGGUGUCCCCGGGAGCGCUGUCGCUGGGCGGGGCGCGGUGGUGACCCCGUCAGGGCGCGGUGGCCCCGGCGGCGGGCCGGGCUGCCUCCCGCAGCAUGGAGGACGACGCUCCGGUGAUCUACGGGCUGGAGUUCCAGGCACGUGCUCUAACACCUCAAACUGCAGAGACAGAUGCCAUUCGAUUUUUGGUUGGGACACAGUCUCUUAAAUAUGAUAACCAGAUUCACAUCAUAGAUUUCGACGAUGAAAAUAACAUUAUAAACAAAAAUGUUCUUCUCCAUCAAGUGGGUGAGAUCUGGCAUAUCAGUGCCAGCCCCGCGGAUAAAGGUGUGCUGGCGACCUGCUACAACAAGACUUCAGACAGCCGCGUGCUGGCGUGUGCAGCCGUGUGGCGGAUGCCCAAGGAGCUGGAAUCGGCACCCACGAGUCUCCCGACGACUCGGCGAGCCACCGCGCAGACCCUGGAGCUGCUCUGUCACCUCGACGACGGGGCCCACAGCAACGUGGCCUGCGUCACGUGGGAGCCGAUGGGAGACGGGAAGAAAGUCGUCUCGCUGGCCGACAACCACCUCCUGCUGUGGGACCUGCAGGAGAGCUCCAGCCGGGCCGCGUUGGCCGGCUCGGCUGCCCUGGAAGGGAAGGGGCAGCUGAAGUUCACCUCGGGGAGGUGGAGCCCGCACCACAACUGCACCCAGGUGGCCACCGCGAGUGACACCACCCUCCGAGGCUGGGACACCAGGAGCAUGAGCCAGAUAUACUGCAUAGAGAAUGCCCACGGACAGCUGGUGCGUGACCUCGACUUCAAUCCCAAUAAGCAGUACUACUUAGCCAGCUGCGGCGAUGACUGCAAGGUGAAGUUCUGGGACACCCGGAAUGUCACCGAGCCCGUGAAGACCCUCGAGGAGCACUCCCACUGGGUGUGGAGCGUCCGCUACAACCACUCCCAUGACCAGCUGGUCCUCACCGGCAGCAGCGACAGCCGAGUCAUCCUGUCCAACAUGGUGUCCAUCUCCUCCGAGCCCUUUGGCCACCUGGUGGAUGAUGAUGACACCAGCGACCCGGAGGAGCACCAGGCUGAUGAGAAACUUAAGGAGCCCCUGCGGGACAGCGUCAUCGCCACCUACGAGGAGCACGAGGACAGCGUGUACGCGGUGGACUGGUCCUCGGCCGACCCCUGGCUGUUCGCCUCCCUGAGUUACGAUGGCAGGCUGGUCAUCAACAGGGUUCCCCGGGCCCUGAAGUACCACAUCCUGCUUUAGCACACCCCGUGCUUCCUGACCGAGCUCCGAGACAGUCUCGAGAUGUGUGGCUUCUGGAGGGCAUUCUUUUGUCAAGCAGCCCCUGUCUGAGAGAACCAUCACUGCCCCCGACACGGGCACCGUGGACGGCCGCAGGCUUGGCCAACACCACGCCUGGCGGAGAGCAGCCCCGCGCUGGGCACGGCCACACCAGCCCGCCCACCACCGGCCCUGCGACUGUGCAGCGGCCACUUGGAGUUUCUGCGCCUGUCCUGGGGGUGUGGGGAGGUCCGCGCCACCAGAUGUUCCUGCUCCCCCCACACCACUCCUCGUUCUCCUGAGAUGGAAAACAA
Molecule: messenger RNA, 1600 nt
Organism: Perognathus longimembris pacificus (Pacific pocket mouse)
Lineage: Eukaryota; Metazoa; Chordata; Mammalia; Rodentia; Heteromyidae
Gene: Eipr1
Product: EARP complex and GARP complex interacting protein 1
Exons: 9
Coding region: 105-1268 (387 amino acids)
Biological process (GO): protein ubiquitination
Molecular function (GO): protein binding
Source: RefSeq, a predicted model, not a curated record